AUGGCGGACAAGAGCGCCCUGUGGUCCGAUAUUGAGGCCAACUACUGGGCCCAGCUCAAAGACGUGCGCCUGGCGGAGGACAAGGAGAUUGCCGAGGAGCGGGACCAGCUGGUCGAGAGCCGCAAGAUCAAGCUGACCAAGCUCUACCACGAGCGCCACCAGCUUGCCACUGCGCUCAGCAACAUCCGCAAGCAGAUCAACGAGGAGGAGACCGAGCUCGACGAGCUCGAGCAGUCGUACGAGGACCUGCGCGACAAGGUGCUCGACGAUCGCCAGAAGGACGACGAGGACCGCCGCGCCUGGUUCCGGCGGCAUCGCGGAAAUGGCGGCGCCAACGAGAAGCGGGCUGGUGGGCAGGAGGAGGUCGUCGACGUGGACAUGGGCGAGGACAGCGUCAAUGGGGCCAGCAGCAUCGACGCAUCUAAGGACGGCGUACGACAACGGCUGUACGAGGAACCUCGAGGAAACAAUCUGUCAUCAGCACCGCCAGAUGGGCCCCAGAACUACGCCUACAGCACUGCAGACCCGUCCGUGGCCCCUGAGGAGCCGAAUGCUGUCGAGGUGUGGAAUGCAGACGGGGCCAAGAUCGGCCGCGUAGAGCACAUCGGCUUCAGCAAUCAAUGGGUGGACAAGAUUUUGAAGAUGCCCAUCAGGCGUCGCGUGCAGAUUCGGGCUGGUCGGAAGAUGACGCCCGAACAGCUGGAGAGCAUCUACGAACCUAGUGACAGUAAGGGUGCUAAGUGGUUGAGCUGCAUGAUCCAGGCCACAGGCCAGAUUCAGGCGGAGCCGUGCCGCAGCUGCUCUAAAGGACCAGCUGUAUUCUCCGACUGCGUGAUCGUCGGAGGGCCGGAUUUCCCAAAGUGUGGCAACUGCGAAUGGAAUCGCCAGGGCUGCCAAGGUGCGACUCCCGGUCCUCAGCCUCUGCAGAACAGUAGUCAGUCGCUGUCUCCUAGCACGGGAUUCAGGUACGCCCAGAAUGCAUUCAAUGGAAGCUUCACGGCUGUCAACGAUCUGGCUAGUAGGAAUUCCACGCCGAAGGGGUCACGGCAUUCGUUGCCAAACGGAGCCGGCAAGCAUCAGCCUCAAGCCUCUCAGCAGGAUCCGGGCACGCCAGCGAGCGAUGGCGAGGACGAAGGGGUAGAUGAUACGAUCAUGGAUGCGGGCCCCGAGAUAACGCGCGAGACGCUCACGCUGCGUCAUGACGGCACUAUGUAUACGGCACCCGAGAUCAUGCGCGGCGUCCCCAUUGCUCGAAUCACGCCAAGCCAUCCGUACUGGGAACCCAGCUGGAAACCCCUCGAAGAGUCCAUCCAAGCGCGUCUUGAUUCAUGGAGGGAAAAGCUCGCUCAGCAGCUGCGUGACAAGGAAAAGCACUUUAUGGCAGGGCGUCAAGUCAACCGUGGCACAGCUAUCAUGGACUUUUUGAAGAACGGCUCCAUCCACCCGUAUCAGUUCAUCGCCAAGCCAUGGUUCACCACAAGUCUAUUCACAUACGAUACCGUUUAUCGGCUUGUUGCUAUUCUCGAUGAGCUUCCUAAACUUGGUAUCACAGUAUCACCUCUUGAUUGGGCUCGUCAACGGAUGCACGAGCUCUAUUUGGAACAGGGAGAGCAGUUCAACGUGGCCAAGACAGUUCAUGACUUCUACCAUGACCCGAAGCUCGCAUAUCUACGGCACAAGGCCGGACACCGAAGCAUUGGCCGACCUGCCGGUAUGAAGCGUGGAGAAAAACGCGGCAAUCAUCGAAAGGUGAGCCAGAAGCGUAAGGAAUCGGCGUCAGUAUCAGCAACCCCUGAUGGGAAGAGGAAGAAGCGGCGGUAUUCGUCCGCGGGCAGCUCACACCACGGAACGCCUUUGGAACGGGAACAGCCUCCUGACUUGGCCAUGAUGCCGCGCCAUAGCGGUAUCCCACCGAUUCAGCCACGACCUUCCGACCUACCUAGUGCGCCAUUGCAGCAGACUCCCGUUCUUGGCAGCACGGGUGUUCCUGGGCGAUCCUCAACAGUGUCGGACGUGCCGGACGACUUCGAGACCAGCGGCUACACCACCAGCGACUCAUUUAGCAGAGACAAGGUGAUGAAAGUCGACUGGCGCGUGUACCAGAUCAAGACGGCGUCUCAGACGACCAAUACAGAGAUUACGCAGUACUGGCACUGGGUCGACACCGUCCAAGACGACGACGGGACCAAGAUCGAGCACAUGUUUGAGCACCAGGUGCUGCGCGACGUGGAUCCUCCCAGCUGGGGCGUCUACAAGGAGCCCAUCGACUUCCACCUGCGGCUCAAGGAGAUCGAGUACAUUGAGUGGGCGCCCGAGUGCCAGAAGAUCAUUGUCCACACAAAGGAGAUCCCGGACGUUGAGUACCGGGGGAAUGUGCUGGCGCACUUCAAGCGGAACCGUACGAAGAAACGGUUCCUGAGCUUUCUCAACCGCAGAGGCGUGGAUAUCAGGAAAGGCGACGCGUAA
This is a messenger RNA of Phaeoacremonium minimum UCRPA7, 2466 nucleotides long. RefSeq lists its product as hypothetical. The coding region runs from base 1 to 2466 and encodes 821 amino acids. NCBI's taxonomy places the organism in Eukaryota, Fungi, Ascomycota, Sordariomycetes, Togniniales, Togniniaceae. The record is from RefSeq and is a predicted model, not a curated record. The transcript has a single exon.